AUGGAAACCUUGCCUCUCCUCUUUACCCUAACAGCUGCUACAUCAGUUUAUCUCCUAUGGUUCUAUCUUUUAGCUCGUAAACUUACCGGCCCAAAAGUAUGGCCUCUAGUGGGCAGCCUUCCAUUUCUGUUCAUGAACCGGAGAAAAAUUCACGAUUGGAUUGCUGGUAACCUCCGUGCAACUGGUGGUGUUGGAACCUACCAAACAUGCACAAUAGCAAUUCCUUUCUUGGCUCGCAAACAAGGAUUCUACACAGUCACUUGCCACCCCAAAAACAUCGAACAUAUUCUUCGAACCCGGUUUGAUAAUUAUCCCAAAGGUCCCGAUUGGCAAACCGCGUUUCAUGAUCUUUUAGGCCAAGGGAUCUUCAAUAGUGACGGAGAAACGUGGCUUAUACAACGUAAAACUGCAGCUCUUGAGUUCACUACUCGGACUUUAAGGCAAGCCAUGGCUCGAUGGGUUAACAGGACAAUCAAGAAUCGUCUAUGGAACAUUUUGGACAAGGCAGCUACAGAGAAGCUUUCAGUGGACUUGCAAGAUUUAUUGCUUCGCUUAACCUUCGACAACAUAUGUGGACUCACAUUUGGCAAAGAUCCAGAGACUCUCUCACCAGAAAUGCCAGAAAAUCCAUUUGCUAUUGCCUUUGACACGGCCACUGAAGCUACUCUACAGAGGCUUCUUUACCCUGGUCUCUUAUGGAGAGUGGAGAAGCUUUUAGGAAUUGGAGCAGAGAAGAAAUUAAAGAAGAGCCUCGAAGUUGUGGAAACGUACAUGGAUGAUGCCAUAGCAGCACGCAAAGAAAACCCGUCAGAUGAUUUACUGUCGCGAUUCAUGAAGAAGAGAGACGUUGAUGGUAACCACUUUCCCAUCUCUGUUCUGCAAAGAAUUGCUCUCAACUUUGUCCUUGCUGGUCGGGACACCUCAUCUGUUGCUCUUAGCUGGUUCUUCUGGCUAGUCAUGAACCAUCCUGAAGUCGAAGCAAAGAUAAUCAAGGAAAUAUCAACUAUACUCACAGAAACACGUGGAAAUGAUCACCAGAAAUGGCUUGAUGAGCCUUUGGUCUUUGAUGAAGCUGAUAAAUUGGUUUAUCUCAAAGCAGCAUUAGCUGAAACAUUGCGUUUAUACCCAUCAGUACCAGAAGAUUUCAAAUACGUAGUAGCAGACGAUGUUUUGCCUGAUGGUACAUAUGUACCAGCUGGUUCAACUGUGACAUACUCUAUUUAUUCUGUUGGGAGGAUGAAGAGCAUAUGGGGUGAGGACUGCCUGGAAUUUAAACCAGAACGAUGGCUAUCACCAGAAGGGGACAGGUUUGAACCACCCAAAGAUGGCUACAAGUUUGUGGCCUUUAAUGCUGGCCCCAGGACUUGCCUAGGGAAGGACUUGGCUUACUUGCAAAUGAAGUCUGUGGCUUCUGCUGUGCUGUUGCGCUACCGAUUAUCACUGGUUCCUGGUCACCGUGUAGAGCAGAAGAUGUCUCUUACAUUGUUCAUGAAGAAAGGGCUCCAUGUGUUCUUGCAACCUCGUGCUCUUGCAUAG
This is a messenger RNA of Dovyalis caffra, 1536 nucleotides long. The record is from the annotation of a GenBank genome assembly. NCBI's taxonomy places the organism in Eukaryota, Viridiplantae, Streptophyta, Magnoliopsida, Malpighiales, Salicaceae.